This is a messenger RNA of Solanum verrucosum, 487 nucleotides long. RefSeq names its product kirola-like. The record is from RefSeq and is a predicted model, not a curated record. Bases 1 to 441 code for a protein of 146 amino acids. Gene Ontology annotation, biological process: defense response. Lineage: Eukaryota; Viridiplantae; Streptophyta; Magnoliopsida; Solanales; Solanaceae. The transcript has 2 exons.
AUGGGUGUGAAAGGCAAGUUGAUUGCUUCAGUAGAAGUGAAGUGUGGAGGACACUUGGUUCAUGAUAUUUUUCACACCAAAACUCAUCACAUAUCCAACAUAUGCCCUAGCAAGAUUCAAAGUUUUGAAAUUCAUGAAGGUGAAACUGUAAAAGUUGGUUCAGUCGUUAACUGGAAAUAUAAUGACGAUGGAAAAGAUAAGAUUUCAAAGCAAGUGAUUGAAGUUGUCGAUCCUCAAACUAAAACAAUCACUUGGAAAGUGAUUGGUGGAGAUCUGUUAGAGUUGUACAAUUCCUUUACUAUUAUCACAUCAUGUGACCACCAAUGGACUACAUGGACAUUUCUGUAUGAGAAGAAAACUGAAGACAUACCAGAGCCUCUCGUUCUCUUGGGUUUUGUCCUUCACGUGACAAAAGAUAUUGAGGGUCACCUUCUCAAGUAAUAAAGCAUCAAUGCUACUAAAUGGCUCAUAGCCCUAUUUAUACAUA